AUGCUGAAACCGCGGGACCUGGGCCCCGGGGCGUCCACGCAAACUUUCCUGGAGGCCAUGAGGGCUGGCCGGAUGCAUCUGGCGCGCUUUGUCCUGGAUGCCGUCGAUGGGGCUAUUGUGGAUUGGCGAUCGGACCGGGGCCGUUCGCCUCUCAUGUACGCCGUGCUGCUGAAGGACCCGGCGUGGCGACUGGCCUUUGCGCGACUGUUGCUGGAGCAUCACGCCGCCGUCAACCUCGGCGACGACGCCGGGCGCAGCGCCCUCAGUCUGGCCUGCGAGCGCGGCUAUUUGGAGGUCACCAAGCUGCUGGUUCAGUUCGGCGCCGACCCAGACACGGUGGACGCGCGCGGCUGGAGCCCCCUCAUGUACGCCGCCUCGGAAGGGCGGACGUCGGUGGUGGAGUGGCUCCUGCGCGCCUUCCGUCGCUUCGGGCAGCUCCGCCUCGAGCGCGCCGACCGCGCCGGCCAUACAGCACUCCAGCUGGCCGCCAGCGGGGGCCACCACCAGUGCGUGAAGGCCCUGCGCUCGGCCGGCGCCUUGCUCCUCAUCUUCCCACAGUCGCCGUCGUCGCAGGCCGGAGACGACGACGACGGGGCCGCGUCGGCUGCUUCUCCCCCGCUUCGCGCGGCCAGCGAGCGGCAACUGCCGCUAGACCAGCGGAGCGCGGAGGAGCUGAGAUUCCAAGGGGAGGAAGAAGAGGCAGAAGAGGAAAAAGACCUUGGUGGCCCAGAGGCGAAAAAGGAGCCUUCGGCGACAAGGGGCCGCCAGCUGAUUCGCAGGUCCACGGCGCCUGACUGUCAGAGUCUUCUCAGCCACUGA
Thamnophis elegans (Western terrestrial garter snake) is the source of this 819-nucleotide messenger RNA. RefSeq names its product ankyrin repeat domain 63 (gene ANKRD63). Bases 1 to 819 code for a protein of 272 amino acids. Gene Ontology annotation, molecular function: protein binding. The transcript has a single exon. NCBI's taxonomy places the organism in Eukaryota, Metazoa, Chordata, Lepidosauria, Squamata, Natricidae. The record is from RefSeq and is a predicted model, not a curated record.